Acanthopagrus latus (yellowfin seabream) is the source of this 4015-nucleotide messenger RNA. Its product is annotated as sialoadhesin-like. NCBI's taxonomy places the organism in Eukaryota, Metazoa, Chordata, Actinopteri, Spariformes, Sparidae. The coding region runs from base 1977 to 3983 and encodes 668 amino acids. The transcript has 11 exons. The record is from RefSeq and is a predicted model, not a curated record.
CACUUUAAGAUGCGAUCAGUCCCUUUUGAGAAAUGGAAGGGAACAUAAACAUGUUUCCUCUUUCUUUGUAUUGCAUGCAAACCAGCUAAAAACACUGUUCAGAUCUUAACACCCCAGAGAGAAGUCAGGUAUCAGUCAUCACAUCACAUGACUUCACUAGCUGCAGGCACCAGGUAGCAAAAGGAUAUCCUGUCUUCUCGCCUCUGCGCUGGUGAUAGACACAGUUUAAGGUACAGUAAAUGUCACUUUGCUGGUUCUUACUUGUUCUGUGGACUUUUCAGCGGGUUUAUAUCGUGGCUUUCGGUCAGUACUGCAGUUACAGAAAGUAAUUUUUUCCUUGAUCCUUCCGUCUGUCGUUGUAUUACAUUGUAUACACAGUUUGUAACUGACAUGAGAGAAAACUUUCAAGACAAAUACAUUCUCACCUCUCACAUCUCACUCUGUUGUGGCCUCUUGAUUUAUUUUCAGCCGAGGUUGCAUCGCGGUUCUCGUGUUUCGAUCGUCUGUGGUCCGGUCUGAGUUUUGGUCACGGCUGGUUCCUGUUUUGCUGUGCUCGAAGGUGAGGGAGCGAACACGUUCCCUCAGAGCCUGUGCAUAUAAUAAAGUUGAGUAUUUUAUUCUCUAAUAAAUAAUUUAGAAUCAUCGGUAAAGGUGAGACUUUUAUUCAGCUCAAAGUGCGCUCGUACUAAGAAACAGCCCAUUUGCAACAUUUAAUGUACUUACAAGUUAAUGAGGCAGUAAUGCUCCAAAGACCUGGGGAUCAAAUGGUGGUGAGAGAAUGAGAGAAUGAGUUUUUGGGAAGAACUUUUUAUCAGAGUUUCGUCCCAAUUGAAAAACUGUCCCCACAGAACAUUACAAUGUCAUUCAUAUAUAUCUGGCUUAUUUUUGUGGGACCCUCCUGUGUAUCGACCCCCUCCCAAGAAGCAGCGUUUUUGUGACCUAAUUACACCCUGAGCACAGCUUGUUUAUUUCUAUAUGGAAAUAUAUCAAAUAUAUAGGUCCAACAAAUAUAUUUCUGAGUUUGGAACGUUACCUUAUUCAUGAUCUUAAUGUUACCUUUUUGAAUUUGACAUAUUCCAAAAUACAAAAUGUGCCCCUUCAACAUGAAAGCUUACAAACGAUCAACAUCGACAAAAAUAACAAUAAUAACAGUCUUCGUUCGGAUCAUUUGUCUGAUGCAUUGUUGAACAUUUGAAUUAUGUUAUGAAUACAUGAACAUUACCUGAGCAACUAAGAUUAUUAAAAUUGUUUCCAUUUUGUUUAUUGGAUUCUUUGUGCUUUCAAAAACAAAUGUAUUCUGAGAUUGUGUAGGUUCGUCCAUGAAUUGUCACAUCUGUAUAGAAGAUGACUUGUUGAAUCUCAUAAAUAAGCUUUCGAAAUGUUACUAAUGUAAACUCCCGGUAGUCGGACCAUCCGAAUCAACAAAUAUGUGAAUUUUUUUUCCUUUUUUUUUUUUUCUUGCUCAGUGGUUAUGGUCUCUGUGUUUAGCAUGCCAAAUGCUAAGACAAAAAUACAAUUGGAGAAGUCGUAGUUACUAAAAUAAAUCAAAUUCUUGAAUAUCUGAAAACGGAAGUGAGUGCAGCAGGAUAGCACACAUUGUUUUAAAGGCCAGGGAUGCAGAGCACAGACAGAAUUGGAUAUAAAAUUAAAGAAAUUAUAAUGUCUAUGAGAGCUGAUUGUGAUGGCUCAUGACAGUAAAACUUGAAAAUAUACAACUCAGGUGAGAAUAGUUAAGAGUCCAAAACAUACUUAGAAUGAAAAGUGAAAAAAAGAUAAUAAAAAUAAGAAGAAAUUAAUGAUGAUUAAUAUGGUAGAAUUCCCCAAAAGAAGUAUGAUGAGACCAAGGUUUGACUUGGUUUAAAACAUGGAAUGGAAACUUGACAAGUCAUUUCACACGAGGAGGAAACGACAGUACAGCAGCACAAAACAGGAAAUAUUCAUCACUUUGCUUGUAGGUCUGACCAAGAGAGGAAGAGAUGGACUCUGUAAAAUGGACCCUGUUUUUGGGGGGCCUUUGCCUCACAGUUCCUCAGACUGAAGCCUCAUCUUGGACAGUUAAGGUGCCAUCCUCAGUUAAAGGUCUUCCUGGAUCCUGUGUGGUGAUCCCCUGCUCAUUUAACUACCCAGAUCCAGGAUGGACAGUCACUGAGUUAACCGGGAUGUGGCUCAGCGAUACAAAUGAACUAAUUUAUCACCCAGAGCAAUCCAAAACAAUGCAGCAGUAUCGGAGUCGAACGCAGCUGGUUGGAGACCUCAGACAUAAGACCUGUUCACUGAAGAUCGAUCCUCUUCAGGAAAGUGACCGCGGGCCUUUCUUUUUCAGGAUAGAAAUAAAAGGCCAUGAUAAAUAUUCUUACAAAGAGAAGAAGGUCUCCAUCGCAAUGAUCAAUGAACUACCUCCCAUCAGUUUCUCUGUGAAAGAGGGGGUAACGGAGGGUCAAAAUGUGUCUGCGUCCUGCUCUGUGUCUCACUCGUGCCCCUCCUCUCCUCCUGUCUUCACCUGGAGUCUCUCUGGACAGGCACAUGUCCAACCACAGCAGCUUGAAGACGGCCAGUGGAGAGCUACAUCAACUCUGACCUUUCACCCCACCAUAGUGGAUCAUAACAAGCGAUUAGAAUGCACCGUAACAUACCACGGAGGGCGGCACCACAAAACAUCCAAGGUCCUCAAAGUAAACUACGCUCCUCAUGUGAAGGUUGAGUACAAGUCUGAUGUAAAGGAAGGAGAAGCUGUGCACCUGACAUGCUCAAGUGAUGCCAAUCCUCCUGCCAGCAGCUAUGAGUGGCAGAAUGAAAUUGGAGCUAUGCUGCAUCAGGGGAACGUCUUCAUGCUGCCAAAUGUCUCCAGACAGCAUACAGGAGCCCUGUACUGUACCGCUACUAAUACAAUAGGACAAGGCAAAUCAAGCCCUGUGCAGCUCAGUGUGUCUUACGCUCCUCAUGUGAAGGUUGAGUACAAGUCUGAUGUAAAGGAAGGAGAAGCUGUGCACCUGACAUGCUCAAGUGAUGCCAAUCCUCCUGCCAGCAGCUAUGAGUGGCGGAAUGAAAUUGGAGCUAUGCUGCAUCAGGGGAACGUCUUCAUGCUGCCAAAUGUCUCCAGACAGCACACAGGAGCCCUGUACUGUACCGCUACUAAUACAAUAGGACAAGGCAAAUCAAGCCCUGUGCAGCUCAAUGUGUCUUACGCUCCCCAUGUGAAGGUUGAGUACAAGUCUGAUGUAAAGGAAGGAGAAGCUGUGCACCUGACAUGCUCAAGUGAUGCCAAUCCUCCUGCCAGCAGCUAUGAGUGGCGGAAUGAAAGUGGAGCUAUGCUGCAUCAGGGGAACGUCUUCAUGCUGCCAAAUAUCUCCAGACAGCACACAGGAGCCCUGUACUGUACCACUACUAAUACAAUAGGACAAGGCAAAUCAAGCGCCGUGCGACUUAAUGUGUUGUAUGCUCCUGAGGUGAAGACCAUGUCUUCCUGCUCCUCUGAGACAGACACAGUGAAGUGUGUGUGCACUGUGGACUCCAAGCCUCCCAGCAGAGUCUAUUUUGUGCUUUCUGACAAAGUCCUGCCGAGCACCAAGGUAGAGACCCACAGCUCUCUUACCAUCGGGACUCUGCAGGCAGACCUGGGAUCUUAUGCGUCCGUCCUCUGCCUGGCUAACAACACACAGGGCAGUGCCAGCCUCUCUUUAUCUGUCAAUAGUAAGAUGCAGAGUUACAUCAUCAUCGCGGUCGGAGCAGGGAUAGGUGUGACCAUACUGAUGCUUUUGAUCGCAGUGGGAGUUGUUAUAAAAUGGGGGCGGUCUGGACAAGCACCAACAUCUCACAUGAGCACCAAGAUGGCACACAAAAAUGUGGAGCUCCCUGAGUAUGCUGCGACAAAAAGAGGAGAGACGAGGUAUGAGGAUGUACAUUACCCUGACAUGCAUCCCGAUGAUCCUGUAUAUGGUAACAUAGAGAAUGACUGGGAUGACGCAAUCUACGCCAAUGUGUAACAUCGCUGAGUUCACUGGAGAAACAGCUGGUG